AUGCCUUUUAAAUGUAUAUCUGUGUCUGCUCUGAUUGUCGUCUUGGCCUUCGCGAAUGUAGCGCUCGGAACACCAAUUCCUAACCACCUCAAUGGCGCUCCAAAUGAUGCGCACUUCGCUGCUUCAUCCCACGAAUCCAUGGGCUUGGCUCAACACCAGGAACGCUCUUUGGGGCUUGUGGCCCGAGACCAGGAUGCCGGCAGUAAGGCAAAAGAAGCUGACGCCGGAGCUGCCAAACAAGCCAAUGGACAAGUAGCUAAUAAGGACAACAACAAGGAGAAUGGCGCAGACCAGAAUAGGUCGGCGACAAGGUAUAUUGCUGCUCCUGGCUCGAAUCAGAUGUCUAUUCCGGUCGCUCCGGCAGGCUACAAUCUGUUUGCACAGUCGAUCAAUCAACUCGGCACACAGAACGGAUACUUUCUCUCCGACGUCUUGCUCGAGAGAACCCUCAUUGACUUCCCCGAAGACUUUCUCUCCACCAUCAUCAUCCUCUUCAGGCUUUUGGCCGAAUUUUAUCCCACCCAAUUGGCGUCUUGGGUCCCCUCAGUCAUCGAACGUUUGCCCCCCAAGGUCGCCACUAUGCCUGAUAAGGAGAGAUUCCUCCUUGCUUUUAAACAGUAA
Puccinia triticina is the source of this 621-nucleotide messenger RNA. RefSeq lists its product as uncharacterized. Bases 1 to 621 code for a protein of 206 amino acids. The record is from RefSeq and is a predicted model, not a curated record. Lineage: Eukaryota; Fungi; Basidiomycota; Pucciniomycetes; Pucciniales; Pucciniaceae. The transcript has 3 exons.